This is a messenger RNA of Arxiozyma heterogenica, 351 nucleotides long. RefSeq lists its product as uncharacterized. NCBI's taxonomy places the organism in Eukaryota, Fungi, Ascomycota, Saccharomycetes, Saccharomycetales, Saccharomycetaceae. Bases 1 to 351 code for a protein of 116 amino acids. The transcript has a single exon. The record is from RefSeq and is a predicted model, not a curated record.
AUGUCUGGUUCAGAUGGUAAUUAUCGUAUGCUUAUACUUUUAGAAGAAAAACUCGAUGACAAUGAAGUAGCAAAUGAAAGUCAAGAUAUGAAAAACGAGGGUAAAGUAACAACAGUUAGAAAAACAAGUCAUGAGUAUUUAGACGAAAUAAAUCUGCCAUUUACUGUGGAUGAAUUAGAUAUAUUGAACGAAUGGUUUGACAAAUUUGAUGAGGAAAUAUGUAUACCUAACGAGGGACAUAUAAAAUACGAAAUAAGCAGUGAUGGACUAAUUAUUUUGAUGUUGGAUAAAGAGAUUGAAAAUGUUUAUCAAAAGAUUUUAAAAUUUGUUGAAAAUCAUCAAGCUUUAUGA